Aphis gossypii (cotton aphid) is the source of this 648-nucleotide messenger RNA. RefSeq lists its product as uncharacterized. Lineage: Eukaryota; Metazoa; Arthropoda; Insecta; Hemiptera; Aphididae. The record is from RefSeq and is a predicted model, not a curated record.
AUGUAUCAAAAUCUGGGAAAUACAGGUCGUCCAAGAUGUGUCGAAACGGAUUUCAUUAAACAAUCAUCCGACAAUGGCUUACUUAAAUCACAGACAACCACGUCAUUAAUAGGCUCAUCAACAGUGAACCUAGUCUCAUUGUCACAUUCUAUGACCACAAUGUUAUUCUUAUCUGCUGUAAUGGUCGAAGACUUUGGGAUUUUUAACAACAGUGCUUUGAAAGGACGGUACUUGAUGGGUUGGAGGUGUUUAUGCUGUUUUUCUUUUUUUCCCCAACUCUCUGUUUCAUCUAAAUGAUUAAGGCUAGACAAUUCUGAAAUUUCUUUUCCAUUUUCUUUAGUAGUACUCUGUUUAGACUUAGUGUCAAAAUCAAGCGCACGAGUGCACUUCCCUUUUCUAAUAUUGUACUUCAUUUGUUUGUGUACAUUCGUCACACGCUGUCUCAUAAGUUUUAAAAACCGGCAGCACUCAAACCUGCGGUCGCCUUCUAGUAUGUCUUGUUUGACUGUUUUAAACCAAGAUUCAACAUUAGCAUUACUCUGGCGGAUUUCAAUGCCAUUGCUGAGUUUAUUAUUCAUAAUUGGUGUCCACAGUGCUAAGAAAGGUACACACUUCACUAUAAACUGGUGUAAAUAUGAUUCAUCGUAA